Colias croceus (clouded yellow) is the source of this 1605-nucleotide messenger RNA. RefSeq lists its product as uncharacterized. Lineage: Eukaryota; Metazoa; Arthropoda; Insecta; Lepidoptera; Pieridae. The record is from RefSeq and is a predicted model, not a curated record. The coding region runs from base 745 to 1581 and encodes 278 amino acids. The transcript has 3 exons. Gene Ontology annotation, biological process: DNA integration. Gene Ontology annotation, molecular function: nucleic acid binding.
CUUAGCAACUGCGCGCCCUUCACCCCGCGCCCGCGCCGGUCGUACACGGGGAUUUGUUCGCGACGGCUCGUCAGCGGUCAGCCCCUCACUCCGCGGCGACCGGCAUAGACGACGGAUGUGCGCUCAGUUUUUAUCUAAAUUCGAAUUAUUGUAACGUGCGAAUUAAACGCCUCAUCGUGGAUGUUUUUUUGUGAUUUAAUUUAAACGCCCCAUUAAGCAUCCCACAUUGGUGACCCCGACUUCAAAAUACGUUUAUGAUGGAAAAAGAAGACCGAUCGGAUUUGGAAUUGAAUAAAGUCGGCGUGCGGCUGCCGCCAUUUUGGGCGGAUGACCCUGCUUUGUGGUUCGCCCAGGUUGAAGGACAAUUCUUUUUAGCUGGAAUAACGUCUGAUACGACGAAGUUUUACCACAUUUCGUCGCAAUUAGAACAAAGGUUUGCCCAGGAAGUAAAGGAUAUAAUAAAAAAUCCUCCAGCUGAGAAUAAAUAUAAAAAACUAAAAACAGAAUUAAUAAAACGGCUAACGGCGUCACAGGAGAGACGAAUACAACAACUUUUGGCUCAAGAGGAAUUAGGGGACAGAAAACCGUCACAGUUUCUUCGACAUCUACAGAAUUUGGCGGGGCCAGCUGUUCCGGACGAAUUUCUCAGGACUUUAUGGACAGAUUGCCGCCAGCAGCGACUUAUUGAUGGGUUGACGUCACUCCAGGUCACAGCGUCAAUUGAGAUUCCAACUGAAAGCGACUAUGGUUCAAUUAAGAUAUUGUCUCACGAUCAUCGAUAGAUUCACGCGUUGGCCUGAGGCGAUUCCUUUACCAGACAUACAAGCCGAGACGUGUGCCCGUGCUUUUCUCUCUGGCUGGGUGGCGAGAUACGGAUGUCCAGAGAAGAUCACUACUGACAGAGGAAGACAGUUUGAAUCUGAUUUGUUUCGUAGCUUAUCUUCAUUGUUGGGUGCAGUUCAUCGCCCUACAACGGCGUAUCACCCGGCAUGCAACGGCAUGGUGGAGCGCUUUCAUCGGCAGCUUAAGGCAGCUAUCAUGUGCCAUAAAAAUGAUCAAUGGUCUGAGGUACUUCCACUUGUUUUACUUGGCAUUCGCAGCGCUUGGAAGGAAGACAUUGAGUCAUCUGCAGCUGAGCUAGUGUACGGGGAGCCACUGCGCCUUCCCGGUGAGUUUCUCGCUCCUAAAGCUCAUAGUACUGAUCUAACAGAUUUUGCAUCCCGCCUACGCAACCAUUUUCAUAAUCUCGCACCAAAACCAGCGCACUGGCAUACAAGCAAAACCUUUUUCAUACCUAAGAGCUUACAAAUUGCUGACUAUGUUUUCCUUCGCAAAGGCCCUAUUAAAAAGUCAUUAGAAUCACCUUAUUCUGGCCCGCACAAAGUGAUUGAAAGAGGAGAAAAAACAUUUAAAAUUGACGUGGGAGGCAAGCUUUCGCAUGUAACCAUAGAUAGACUUAAACCUGCUUAUUUGCUUACUAAAUUACAGGAAGAACCACAACACGAUGAGAACAGCAAAUCACUACCGUUCAAGACUAGAAGUGGACGAGUGGUUCGCUUCCCGAACUACUAUCGACCUUAGCUGUUGGCAUCGGUCUCGGCGGGG